UUCCACUGACAUCGAGCAGGUACGGCAGUGAACGUCUGCAGUUGCCCGACAUCAAGGAGAGGUAGCCUCUCCCUUUUCUGACCUUCCCUUCAACUAAUUCCCUUCUUCGCUCUGACACAUCUGCUCUCUGCCCCUCUUAUUUGAUCAGCACCCUUUCUUUUCGUACCUGAUAUCCAUCCCACCGGUCAAGAUGGGCCUCUUUUCGCGCCGAACUCACACCCCAGCAGCAAACGGUCAUACCAACAACGGCCAUGCGCUUCGUCGUGAAAAACGAAACCGUCGGGCAGUUUUCGACAUUGACUCGGGCGACUUCAACCGCAGACCGAGCUUCGGGCAAUGGCUCAAGUUCACAUGGCUGGAUCUUUUGACCAUGGCUGCCAUGGGCGCCAUCGGCCUCGGAGUCUAUGAAGCCAAACCUGCUCCUAGCCGCUCAUUCCCAGUGACGUUUUCCGAUGGAGAGAUCGUCUAUCCCGAGUUCGCCUAUCCGCUACGCCAUGAAAUCGUCCCAAUCUGGCUCGCCGCCCUCCUUGCCUCGUUGAUCCCAAUCUUCAUCAUCCUGUGCAUGCAGAUUCGCAUUCGCUCUUUCUGGGAUGCCAACAAUGCAAUCAUCGGUCUCCUGUACUCUCUCAUUGGAGCGGCAGUAUUUCAAGUGUUUGUUAAAUGGCUGAUCGGCGGAUUGCGACCUCAUUUCUUAGCCGUCUGUGACCCAGACCCGGCAUUGAUGGCUGCGCACCCUGGCCGAGGGUUCCAGAAUAUCAUGUUCCAGAGAAAUAUUUGCCGGGGCGAUGUCGACCAGAUUGACGAUUCGCUCGAGUCCAUGCCAUCGGGCCACACCACCGCGGCGUUUGGUGGCUUCGUGUACCUCUACUUCUACCUCAACGCCAAGCUGAAAGUGUUCAGCAACCACCACCCAGCAUUCUGGAAACUCAUUGUAACUUAUGCUCCCCUGCUCGGUGCUUGCCUGAUUGGUGGCGCUCUUACCAUUGACGAAUAUCACAACUGGUAUGACGUCUUUGCUGGCGCUGUUAUCGGGUCUGUUUUCGCCAUCUCGAGCUACCGCAUGGUAUAUGCCUCAGUCUGGGACUUCAGAUUCAACCACAUCCCGUUGACCCGUCAUACUCCAUUCUCCUAUGGUGCAGGGGCAGCCGGUGCCGGAGGGUUUGAAACCGCAGUCUUCACCAGACAAGCUGGGUGGGGAUACGGAGAGCAUUAUGGCGGUGCGCCCUUCGACGCUGCUCAUGGUCUCCGAGGGCAGGCGGCUGGGUUUGACACGGGCGCAGUGCAUCAGGAUCGUUACCUUAAUAAGAGCGACGCAGAUGUGGAGCGCGACGCCGGUCUUCAUUCGACGGCUGGGCCCACGAACGGUUAUGGGGGUGCCACUUCAUCUGUCAGAGACCCUCCCGCUGCCCUGACCAACGGCACGAGUAGCCACGGCCGGAAGAGCCUGGAGCGCAAGCCUGUGCCCAAUUCAGCAUGAUUUAUGAACAAAUGGACGAAAGAUACACGAUGGAUGCGAGUUUGGAUGCAUUGCAAACGGUGAAUUGGAGUGCUCAUUGAGGCUUCUUAGUAGGGCCGCUUCAAGUAGCAUCUGCAGCAAGGAAACGAUAAAACUUGAGUACUACUCAGGCAUGUAAUAAUGUGAUAACAGGUAUUGAUGAG
Molecule: messenger RNA, 1659 nt
Organism: Cladophialophora immunda
Lineage: Eukaryota; Fungi; Ascomycota; Eurotiomycetes; Chaetothyriales; Herpotrichiellaceae
Exons: 2
Coding region: 191-1477 (428 amino acids)
Biological process (GO): phospholipid metabolic process
Molecular function (GO): phosphatidate phosphatase activity
Source: RefSeq, a predicted model, not a curated record